Messenger RNA from Vicia faba (fava bean), 1242 nucleotides. Lineage: Eukaryota; Viridiplantae; Streptophyta; Magnoliopsida; Fabales; Fabaceae. The record is from the annotation of a GenBank genome assembly.
AUGGCUUCAGGUGGUGUUGCACCUGUUUGUGGUUUUAUAGAUAAGAAUGCAAGUUUGGCUGGUGUUGAAAAGUUACCUGAGGAAAUGAAUGACAUGAAAAUUAGAGAUGAUAAGGAAAUGGAAGCUGCUACUGUGGUUGUAGAUGGAAAUGGGACUGAAACUGGACAUAUAAUUGUCACUACCAUUGGUGGUAAAAAUGGCCAGCCAAAGCAGACGAUAAGUUACAUGGCCGAGCGCGUAGUUGGACAUGGAUCUUUCGGUGUAGUUUUUCAGGCGAAGUGUUUGGAGACCGGAGAAACUGUGGCUAUAAAGAAGGUUCUUCAGGACAAGAGGUACAAGAACCGGGAACUGCAAACCAUGCGCCUUUUGGAUCACCCGAAUGUUGUAUCUUUGAAGCAUUGUUUCUUCUCGACGACUGAAAAGGAUGAGCUUUAUCUUAACUUGGUGCUUGAGUACGUUCCUGAGACGGUUAGUCGUGUGAUCAGACACUACAAUAAAAUGAAUCAAAGAAUGCCUAUGAUAUAUGUCAAACUUUAUUCUUACCAGAUUUGCAGAGCGCUUGCUUAUAUUCACAAUAGUAUUGGAGUAUGUCACAGAGAUAUUAAACCUCAAAAUUUACUGGUCAAUCCUCACACGCACCAACUGAAGAUAUGUGAUUUCGGAAGUGCUAAAGUUUUGGUUAAAGGUGAACCAAACAUAUCUUACAUCUGUUCUAGGUACUAUAGAGCUCCUGAGCUUAUAUUUGGCGCAACCGAAUACACCACAGCGAUUGAUAUUUGGUCAGCUGGUUGCGUACUCGGUGAACUUUUGCUUGGUCAGCCGCUUUUUCCUGGUGAGAGUGGUGUAGACCAACUUGUGGAAAUUAUCAAGGUUUUAGGUACUCCGACAAGGGAAGAAAUCAAGUGUAUGAAUCCUAAUUAUACAGAGUUUAAAUUUCCUCAAAUCAAAGCUCAUCCAUGGCACAAGAUCUUUCACAAGCGAAUGCCACCUGAAGCCGUGGAUCUUGUCUCAAGACUAUUGCAAUACUCUCCAAAUCUUCGAAGCACUGCUUUGGAGGCACUGGUUCAUCCAUUCUUUGACGAGCUGCGCGAUCCAAACACUCGGUUGCCGAACGGACGCUUCCUUCCCCCGUUAUUCAACUUCAAAGUCACUGAGCUCAAGGGAGUUCCGGCCGAGAUGCUGGUGAAGCUGGUUCCCCCUCAUGCAAGAAAGCAAUGUGCCUUGUUUGGAUCAUCAUCAUGA